AUGCCGGAAAAAGAUGACUCGAACCGAAAGAAGAAGGAAUCCAUAGUGGAUUUAUCGCGUUUUAUUGAUAAGAAGAUCCGGGUUAAAUUCCAAGGUGGCCGAGAAGCGUCAGGAAUACUGAAAGGAUAUGAUGCUCUGAUUAAUCUUGUACUGGAUAAUGCAGUUGAAUACGUUCGGGAUUCGGAAGAUCCUCAAAAAGUUACCGAAGAAACACGGUCGUUGGGCUUAAUAGUGGCACGCGGUACUGCAAUUACGGUGAUUGCUCCGAACGAUGGCAUCGAACAAAUCGCUAAUCCAUUCAUAUGA
Anisakis simplex (herring worm) is the source of this 306-nucleotide messenger RNA. The record is from the annotation of a GenBank genome assembly. NCBI's taxonomy places the organism in Eukaryota, Metazoa, Nematoda, Chromadorea, Rhabditida, Anisakidae.